CCUCCUCCUCCCGGCCCCCAUCCCAAUUUCUGCUGGGAAUUCGGAGCCUACCCUCUCCGGAGCUCGGAGGCGGCGGGACCGGUCGGCACCUCAGAGGGGACGAGUCAGCAGGUUUUAAGAUGCUGCGAGUACAAAGGACCACACUGGGCAGGCUGGGGCUCAGCUUCUCCAAAGGGCUUCACCACAAAGCGGUGAUGGCCCUGAGGAGGGAGGAUGUGAAUGCCUGGGAGAGGAGGGCGCCUCUGGCUCCCCGGCACAUCAAAGGGAUCACCAACCUGGGAUACAAAGUCCUAAUACAGCCUUCUAAUAGGCGAGCCAUUCAUGACAAGGAAUAUGUCAAAGCUGGUGGCAUUCUUCAGGAGGAUAUUUCUGAAGCUUGUCUAAUUUUGGGAGUUAAAAGACCCCCAGAGGAAAAAUUAAUGUCUAAGAAGACUUAUGCAUUCUUCUCCCACACAAUAAAGGCUCAGGAGGCCAAUAUGGGCUUGCUGGAUGAGAUUCUGAGACAGGAAAUCCGACUUAUUGAUUACGAGAAAAUGGUGGAUCAUAGAGGAACACGGGUAGUGGCAUUUGGACAGUGGGCAGGUGUGGCAGGGAUGAUCAACAUUUUACAUGGAAUGGGGCUAAGGCUUCUCGCUUUGGGACAUCACACACCUUUUAUGCACAUUGGCAUGGCCCAUAACUACAGGAACAGCAGCCAGGCCGUGCAAGCUGUCCGCGAUGCUGGCUAUGAAAUAUCUCUGGGUUUGAUGCCAAAGUCGAUAGGGCCUUUAACAUUUGUGUUCACAGGGACUGGUAAUGUAUCUAAGGGAGCCCAGGAAAUCUUCAAUGAGUUGCCUUGUGAAUAUGUGGAACCACAUGAAUUAAAAGAAGUUUCCCAAAAUGGAGACCUGAGAAAAGUGUAUGGGACGGUGUUAAGUCGCCAUCAUCAUCUUGUCAGGAAAACAGAUGGUGUGUAUGAUCCUGUAGAGUAUGACAAAUACCCUGAACACUACAUAAGUCGUUUUAAUACUGACAUUGCACCCUAUACAACUUGUUUAAUUAACGGAAUCUACUGGGAGCAAAACACCCCUCGUCUGCUAACUCGCCAAGAUGUCCAGACUCUCUUGGUUCCAGGCAAGUCCUCUGUUGCUGGUGUGGAAGGCUGCCCUGCAUUACCACACAAACUUGUGGCGAUAUGUGACAUUUCAGCUGACACAGGAGGAUCUAUAGAGUUUAUGACUGAAUGUACGACAAUAGAACAUCCCUUUUGUAUGUAUGAUGCAGACCAGCAUAUUAUUCAUGACAGUGUUGAAGGUUCUGGGAUUCUGAUGUGUUCCAUUGACAAUUUGCCAGCACAGCUUCCGAUUGAAGCUACAGAAUACUUUGGAGACAUGCUUUACCCUUACGUUGAAGAAAUGAUAUUAUCAGAUGCAACACAGCCUCUUGAAAGUCAGAAUUUUUCUCCUGUGGUACGAGACGCAGUGAUUACAUCCAAUGGUGUAUUGACUGAUAAGUAUAAAUAUAUCCAGAAACUCCGAGAGAGCAGGGAACUUGCUCAGUCACUUUCAAUGGGCACCAAGAAAAAGGUCUUGGUUCUUGGAUCUGGUUAUGUAUCUGAACCUGUGUUGGAAUAUCUGUCAAGAGAUAACAAGAUAGAAAUCACAGUAGGCUCUGACAUGAAGAACCAAAUCGAACAGUUAGGCAAGAAAUAUAAUAUUAAUCCUAUUAGCGUGGACAUUAGUAAACAAGAAGAGAAGUUGAGCUCCUUGGUGGCAAAACAGGAUCUUGUCAUCAGCUUGUUGCCUUACGCAUUGCAUCCUCUUGUGGCGAAGGCAUGCAUCACAAGCAAAGUUAACAUGAUCACUGCAAGCUACAUCACACCAGCACUAAAAGAAUUAGAAAAGAGUGUGGAAGAUGCUGGCAUCACAGUCAUUGGUGAACUGGGAUUGGACCCUGGUCUUGAUCAUAUGCUGGCAAUGGAAACUAUAGAUAAGGCCAAGGAAGUGGGAGCCACGAUUGAAUCUUACAUUUCCUACUGUGGUGGGCUUCCAGCCCCUGAACAUUCAGACAAUCCUUUGAGAUACAAAUUUAGCUGGAGUCCAGUGGGAGUUCUGAUGAACAUAAUGCAGCCUGCCACCUACCUGCUCAAUGGAAAGGUUGUGAAUGUUGCAGGGGGCAUCUCCUUUCUUGAUGCGGUUACUCCCAUGGAUUAUUUCCCCGGGUUGAAUUUGGAAGGCUAUCCUAACAGAGACAGUACAAAAUACGCUGAGAUAUAUGGCAUUCCAUCAGCUCACACUUUGCUGCGGGGGACGCUGAGAUACAAGGGGUAUGCCAAAGCUUUGAAUGGAUUUGUAAAACUGGGUCUUAUAAAUAGAGAUGCAUUUCCUGCCCUUCGACCUGAGGCCAGCCCUCUCACUUGGAAAGAACUCCUUUGUGAUCUGGUUGGGAUUUCCCCCUCCUCCAAGCAUGAUGUGCUCAAGGAAGCUGUCUUUGAGAAACUAGGAAGAGACAACACCCAGCUGGAGGCUGCUGAAUGGUUGGGCUUACUUGGGGAUGAACAAGUCCCUCAAGCAGAGUCUGUGGUGGAUGCCCUCUCUAAACAUUUGGCCAGGAAACUCUCCUAUGGCCCUGGAGAGAAAGAUAUGAUUGUGAUGAGAGACAGUUUUGGAAUCAGACAUCCUUCUGGACAUUUGGAAAAUAAAACUAUCAAUCUUGUGGUUUAUGGGGACAUCAAUGGCUUUUCAGCCAUGGCUAAAACUGUGGGGUUACCCACUGCCAUGGCAGCCAAAAUGUUACUUGAUGGUGAAAUUAAAGCUAAAGGCCUGAUGGGGCCCUUUUCAAAGGACAUCUAUGGACCAAUAUUGGAGCGAAUUAAAGCAGAAGGCAUUAUAUAUACAACACAGAGCACAAUUAAACUGUAAUUAAGAAUUAUAUCUUAUUUUUAUCUUCCCAGGCAACACAGCUCUGAACAUUUGUGCAACAAACCUACUUGCUAAUGUGCUACUUUGAAAUACAAAGCUUGAUAUUUUUUGAGUCAGUCAAUACAAUGAUGUUUUUAAAAUAUAAGUCUCUAUUUUAAUAUGAAAACAUCUGGAACAGGAGAUGCCAGUAAUUACCAGAAAACUUUAAUAAUUCUACAUGUAUUUCUUCAUGUGUAUGCAAAAGUGAUGAUUGUACUGUAUGUUAAUUUAUUGUGCAACUUUUUUCUUACAAGAAUAUAUUUUCUUAUGAUCAGCAGAUAAACUUUUAUCUUUUUAGUAAGAAAAAUUUUUUCACAAAGUUAUAUUUUUGUAUUUUUCAAAUGGAUUCAGUUAGAUACUCUUAGAUUACCCAUCUAUAAGCCUUUGCAAUAAUUCUGUUCAAUGUUUUUUCAGUAAAAUUAUGAUUUAUCUAGUAAAUGACAUUUUUUUAUAGUUUUCUCUUGAGUGUUUGUAAAAGGAAAUAAGAUUAAUUCAGAGUCCACAUGAUCACCUCAUUAGGGGCAGAAAAAGCAUUUAACAAAAUUUAAUACCCUGUUGUAAUAAAAAAGACUCAACAAACUAGGAAUUGAAAGGAGCUUUUUCAACCUGAUGAAGAACAUCUAUGAAAAACUCAUAGUCAGCAUCACAACUUACUUAAAGACCGAAAGAUUUCCCCUUGAAAUCAGAAACAAGAAAAUGAGGCUGUUGGCACUUCUACUCAACUUGUACCAGAGGGUCUAGCCAGGGCAGUUAGGCAAGAAGAUGAAAUACAAUAUAUCCAGAUUUGGAGGGAAGAAAUAGAACUAUCUCUAUUUGCAGAUGGUAUUAUCCUAUACAGAGAAAAUCCAAAUGAAUACUUUAAGAAAACAUUAGAACUAAUACGUGAAUUCAGCAAAGUUGCAGAACACAAGAGUAAUGUACAAAAUUGAUGAUGUUUCUAUAUAAUAUCAGUAAACGAAACAAAAAUGAUACUGGGAAAACAAUUCAAUUUACCAUAGCAUGAAAAAAAAAA
Messenger RNA from Lontra canadensis (Northern American river otter), 3951 nucleotides. It is a transcript of the gene AASS, whose product is annotated as aminoadipate-semialdehyde synthase. Gene Ontology annotation, molecular function: saccharopine dehydrogenase activity. NCBI's taxonomy places the organism in Eukaryota, Metazoa, Chordata, Mammalia, Carnivora, Mustelidae. The record is from RefSeq and is a predicted model, not a curated record. The coding region runs from base 120 to 2900 and encodes 926 amino acids. The transcript has 24 exons. Gene Ontology annotation, cellular component: cytoplasm.